CCGGGGUAAAGGUGCUUUGUGCCGCUCUGACUGUAAUUUGACUGCCGCCCUCAGAGUCCCAGUCAGUUGACUCUUUUUGUGUCUGUGAGCGAAGUUCUCCUGAACACGGUAACCUAUAGGCAACUCAAUAUGUCCAUCAGUCGGAAGAACUGGUCGGCUCUGUCCAGCCUAGCGCGCCAGUGGACGGUGGAGGAUGAGGAGGAGGUGGAGAGGGAGAAUAGAAGGAGGGUGAAGAGCUUGAUCGUCACCAGUGACUUCGACGCUGAAGACAGCCAAACACCCAGAGACACAAAAACCACUGAGAGCGCCUCUGGGAAAGAUGCCCCGGGUGACCUGAGCAGUGUGGAGCAGAUUCAGCUGGAUUUUGUGGAGAUGCUGCGUGUCCGUGAUGAAAAGCGGAGACUGAGGCACGUGGAGGCGCUGAGACGACAGAAGGAGGUUGGGGAGGAUGAGGCGGCGGCCUGCAGUGGAGGAGCCAGGGUGGAGCUACUGGGGGACUUGGAUGAGGAAGAGGGUGGUUUGUUUUCCCCCAUAAAAGCCACUAAACCAGAACCACCACUCAAAUCCACAUCUCACAGUCCGGUGAAUGGCAGCAGCAGCACCAACACCACAAACAGACAACAAGAAAAUGGGAAGCCGUCAGGCCAAGCCCAUGAUCCCAAGCCAGCGUCCAACCCGACACGCAAGUUUGUCAGCUCUGUUUCCAUCUCACUCGACAAAAGUCCCUCAGCCAGCGGCUGCACAUCUCCCAUGAGCCCUCGCUCUCCGACGCCCUCGUCAUCCUCUCGAGAACACUGGCCGUCACCUUGCCAGAGUCCCUCUCCUCCGGGUGAUCAGAGUCCUGUACAUAAUGGACACACACAGGAGACCAGUGUGAAUGGCUCUCCCAGCAGCAGCAACUUUGAACAGACUCCAAAACCUGCGUUCGUCAGACAGAGCUCCAGGACUAUAUCUUUCAGGAUGAUGAGGAAGAAAGAAGAGGACAGUUCGCCCCUGCAUAGGAGCUCGAGUGUGAGGAUGGCCUCCAAGAAGUUUGAAUCCAACACAGACCAAAAUGAAGACGAAGACAAAGCGUCAUCCUUCCAGAGAAACUCUCGACAGAGGAUUUCAUCCAGGUCCAUCCAGGAGAAGAUGGAGAGACUGGCUCAGGCUGCACAGAAGUCUGAAGUUCUUCGCGCUCCAGACGUGACCCAGAGGACCCUGUUCCUGCUGGACGAGGUGUCCAGGAAGAGAGGUCUCUUUGAGAAGGAGCAGCAAGCGGCAGGCCCCACCAGCCCGGGAAUUUCCAGACAGGAAUUUAGAAGCUUCACAUCAGGAAUGUCUGAUCGCAUUAACCGCUGGCUUAACAAGACCGGCCCAACUGGGUCUGCACUCAGUCCUACUGACUUGAGACAUGUGGACAUCAGCAGCAAAAGGAGCAUGUUUGAGAGCAGAGAGGAGGACAGUGUUCUCAAAACCAGCCCUGGAAAAAUCUCGAAGUGAAGGACGGCCAAUUUAUAAACCCUACAGUGAUUUCCUGCGCUCCCCUCCCAUCUGCAGGAUUU
Molecule: messenger RNA, 1544 nt
Organism: Labrus bergylta (ballan wrasse)
Lineage: Eukaryota; Metazoa; Chordata; Actinopteri; Labriformes; Labridae
Gene: lad1
Product: ladinin
Molecular function (GO): structural molecule activity
Source: RefSeq, a predicted model, not a curated record